Molecule: messenger RNA, 2490 nt
Organism: Trichechus manatus latirostris (Florida manatee)
Lineage: Eukaryota; Metazoa; Chordata; Mammalia; Sirenia; Trichechidae
Gene: SLC16A10
Product: solute carrier family 16 member 10
Exons: 6
Coding region: 188-1735 (515 amino acids)
Biological process (GO): transmembrane transport
Cellular component (GO): membrane
Molecular function (GO): monocarboxylic acid transmembrane transporter activity
Source: RefSeq, a predicted model, not a curated record
UGAGGCGCUCUCGUGCUGCUGCUGCUGUCCUCGCGCCCGCCUCCGCGCCGUGCGCCGCCCGCUCGCCGGCGGCUCCACCGCCCUCGCCUCGGCCUCACUAGCCCGCCCGACCGGCAGCUCCUCCGGGAGCUCGCCGGGAACUCGCGCCCCUCGCACUACCGCGGCGCUGAGGCGGCCGCUUCGGGCCAUGGUGCCCUCCCAGGAGGAGUCCGCCGCCGCACGGGGGACGAGCGAGGCGCCGCCACCCUACCCUGAACCCAUGGAGACCACUCUGCUGCCCGGCCCGGGACCCUCGGACGGCCCCGAGGCGGCCGCGGAGAAGGUGGAGGUGGAGCUGACGGGGCCGGUGGGCUCCGAACCCCCUCAGCCCCCCGAGGGCGGCUGGGGCUGGCUGGUGAUGCUGGCAGCCAUGUGGUGCAACGGGUCGGUAUUCGGCAUCCAGAACGCCUGCGGAGUGCUCUUCGUGUCCAUGCUGAAGACCUUCGGGUCGGACGACCAGGACAAGAUGGUCUUCAAGACAGCAUGGGUAGGUUCUCUGUCUAUGGGGAUGAUUUUCUUUUCCUGUCCAAUAGUCAGUGUCUUCACAGACAUAUUUGGUUGUCGGAAAACAGCUGUCGUGGGUGCUGCAGUUGGAUUCAUUGGACUCAUGUCCAGUUCUUUUGUAAGUUCCAUCGAGCCUCUGUACUUUACCUAUGGGAUCAUAUUUGCCUGCGGCUGCUCCUUUGCAUACCAGCCUUCACUGGUCAUUUUGGGACACUAUUUCAAGAAGCGCCUUGGACUGGUGAACGGCAUUGUCACCGCUGGCAGCAGUGUCUUCACAGUCUUGCUGCCUUUCCUUUUAAGGGUUCUGAUUGACAGUGUGGGCCUCUUUGACACACUGAGGGUCCUCUGCAUCUUCAUGUUUGUCCUCUUUCUGGCUGGCUUUACUUACCGACCUCUUGCUUCCCGUGCCAAAGAUAAAGAGAGUGGAACCAAAGGAAGCAACAGAUUCUCCCUCUUUUCCAGGAGAAAGUACAGUCCUCCAAAAAAAAUUUUCAAUUUUGCCAUCUUCAAGGUGACAGCUUACGCAGUGUGGGCAGUUGGAAUACCACUUGCACUUUUUGGAUACUUUGUGCCUUAUGUUCACUUGAUGAAACAUGUGAAUGAAAGAUUUAAAGAUGAAAAUAACAAAGAGGUGGUUCUGAUGUGCAUUGGCAUCACUUCAGGAGUUGGACGACUGCUCUUUGGACGGAUUGCAGAUUAUGUGCCUGGAGUGAAGAAGAUUUAUCUACAGGUACUCUCCUUUUUCUUCAUUGGUCUGAUGUCCGUGAUGAUUCCCCUCUGUAGUGUCUUUGGGGCCCUCAUUGCUGUCUGUCUCAUCAUGGGUCUCUUCGAUGGAUGCUUCAUCUCCAUCAUGGCUCCCAUUGCUUUUGAGUUAGUUGGUGCCCAGGAUGUCUCCCAAGCAAUCGGAUUUCUACUCGGAUUCAUGUCUAUACCCAUGACGGUGGGCCCACCCGUUGCAGGGUUACUUCGUGACAAGCUGGGCUCCUAUGAUGUGGCAUUCUACCUUGCCGGACUCCCUCCCCUGAUUGGAGGCGCUGUGCUUUGUUUUAUUCCAUGGAUCCACAGUAAGAAGCAAAGAGGGAUCAGUAAAACCACUGGAGGAGAAAAGAUGGAGAAAAUGUUGGAGAACCAGAACUCUGUGCUAUCAAGCUCAUCCGGACUCCUCAAGAAAGAAUCUGACUCUGUUAUUUAAUGUCUUAAAUACCUGCAUCAGACUGGACUUGCUUUCAGGAGUUAAAGCAAGUUUUCCUUUUAUAUGAAUUGCAAAUUUCUUAUUUUUUUAAAUAACAUCCUAGGAAUAGCACAGUAAUUGGGAAAUAGCACCCUUAUUACUACAGAACCAUUUUUGGCCACGGAAUAGCUGAUAUCCACGAGUCUGAGGGCAGUGACUCUGAUACAUGAAAACAUGUCUGAAAGUCAAAUUAUAUUUAAUUGUGAGAAUUUGAAGCUGUCAGUAAAAAGCAACUUUGGAAACUGUGAAUGCUAUUUAGCUUGUACAGAUAUUUAAAAAUACCUCAAGCUGUACUGGACUGGAAAUACUGUUUGUUGUCUCACUGGGUAUCUUUAUCUGGUACCUUUGUUUUAACUUCUGUUAUUUGGAAACUUUUUACAAAAUUUAACCCUGAAUUCUGUGUAACACCAGAUAUACUUAAGCCUCAAGUCUAUGUUAAAGUUACUUGCCUACUGUUAAAUAAGCUAUGAAAUUAUUAAGAUAUCCUGACUUGCUGCAGUGUUGAGAGACCUUUCUUGGAGCAGAUGCUAAUGAUGUAUUCAGCAUCAACAUGUGAAAUGAAAGGUUCUUGUUCAUAAAGACAGAACAGUUCAGAAAUCAGGCAUUCUUCCAUUUAUGUUUGUUUACUUUGAGUUUGUAGUGUUUUACUCAAGUAGUCAGAAACACCUCAAUUUUCUGAAUUUGUUUAUAUUGUAAUAAUAAAGUAAAAUAGAAUG